GAUACUUAUACAAAUACUUCACUAAUACACAAUAAUAACCAAAUACAAUAUAAAUCAUUGCCUGAAAUCCCGUGGUCCCGUGAUAGAGUCUCCGCCUUGCGCAUCAGCCCCGUUGUUGGGCCUCCACCUUGAAAGAAUUGGGCAUCUCUCUGCUGCAGAGUGCGGCUUCCUUUUGGGCCCUGUGCCUACCGGGUUCUGGGAAGCCCACCAGGUGAGAGAACCAGGUGAGAGAGCCGUCUGGGUGGUUUCGCGGCAUGCAUCGCCUUCCUCCUUUGGGGUAUAUCCACAACGAAAUACCAAAAAAAGAAAAGUAAAAAGUUUUGUUUACAUGUUGUCAGCUGACGGUCAGAAGAAGAAGAGGAGGAACCGAGACACGGCAGCAAACGUUUCUCUGCAUCCUUCCCAGCCCUUCAAACCUUCAAUAACAACAACGCUAAGGAAGAAGAGGAGGAGGGGAAAAGGUCAGAGGAGGAGGAAGGUCGUGUCAGCAUGAGGUGGCUUCAGCAGGUGCCCAGGGUGCUCGUAAGAUCGGGAAUCACACCUUCCUGCCAGAGAUUCAGCCCGUCCCUGCAGAGACAUUACUCUGCUGCCCUCACGCUGCCUCCAGACAUUGCCUUUGAGGAGUUGACGCAGAAGCUGGCGGACAAGCAGGUGACCCUCAUUGAUGUGCGGCUGCCCUAUGAGCAUGUGGAGGUUGGCACCAUUCCAGACUCCAAGAAUGUGCCAUUGCAAAUCCUCGGUCUGGCCAUUCUGCAGCCUGACGAAAAGUUUGCCGAGAAGCGAGGGUUUAGCAAGCCGUCCCUGGACCAGCCCCUCGUGGUGACCUGCCUGGCGGGGGUGAGGGCUCGCACGGCACAGCUGGCUCUCUUGGGGGCGGGAUACACCAACGUCAGGGUGUACGUUGGCUCCUUUGAAGACUGGGUGGAGAAGGGUGGCAAGGUGGAGUUCCCAAAAGUUGAAGAGGAAGAAGAAAAAGAAAAAUAGCAGCCGUCACAUCAGCUCCACACACACAUAUCAGAGGUGGUGAGAUAGUCAGGCAUAUUUUUCUAAUGUAAAUAUGUUGAUAAUUUGAUGCAUAAUAAAUUUGUGAUAGUGA
This is a messenger RNA of Eriocheir sinensis (Chinese mitten crab), 1096 nucleotides long. Its product is annotated as rhodanese domain-containing protein CG4456-like. Gene Ontology annotation, molecular function: thiosulfate-cyanide sulfurtransferase activity. The transcript has 4 exons. Bases 490 to 984 code for a protein of 164 amino acids. The record is from RefSeq and is a predicted model, not a curated record. NCBI's taxonomy places the organism in Eukaryota, Metazoa, Arthropoda, Malacostraca, Decapoda, Varunidae. Gene Ontology annotation, cellular component: mitochondrion.